ACACCAUCACAGGACCAAACCAGAUCAUCCCGGGUAUACUGGCUGGGGCUGAGUGACAAGAAAGUGGAAAAUCAAUGGCUCUGGGUGGAUGGCUCCCCUCUCAAACUCAGCUUCUGGAGCACUGGGGAGCUCAAUGACUCCAGCGACGAGGACUGUGGCACCAUGGCAAUCGACGGGCGCUGGAACGACAUAAACUGCUACUGGACAGACUACUGGAUCUGCGAAAAGGCCUGGCUCUGCAUCCCCCCUCUCACAAACCGGCAGCUGGUGAUUCCUACCCUGAUCAUCGUGGCCAUCAAACUGCUCCUGAUGACCCUGGUCCUCCUCGACCUAACGGGGGAGGGGCUCACAGCUGUGUUCUCUGCGGCAGGUGUUCCCUGGUGCCAGUCGGGCUGGGACCAGGACCAAGGGAGGUGCUACCUUCUCUCCCAGGCUAACCAGACCUGGGAGGCAGCGAGAAACUCCUGCUUAGCCCAGAAUGCUGAUCUGGUGGUGAUCAACGACCAAAGGGAGCAGAAUUACUUGGCUAUUAAAGCUCGUUCCAUUCGGCACUGGAUUGGCUUCACCGACCAAGGGACUGAAGGCAUCUGGCGCUGGGUGGACAACACUUCUGCGGUAUUUACGAACUGGAAUGAAGGGGAGCCCAAUAACCUGUUCACGAGCAAAAAUGGUGAUGAGAACUGCGCCCACCUGUUGGACAACGGCCUGUGGAAUGAUGGACCCUGUAGUUUCGCUUACAGGUGGAUCUGUGAAAGAGCCGCCACUGUGUAAACAGCCCCCUCUCCCCUCGGCUCUGAACACAGGCUGAAAUUCAUCCCUCCGCCAGGAGGCCUGGGCACAGCUCAUGGCCUAUGCAUCAGCCCGUUGUGCUCUUGUGCUGACCUGUUGCCCAGGGUUGAAUCCUAGCUCUGCCUGAGGUAUCCUGGCUCCUCUGCCCAUUUGCUGCUCCCAGUGAAAACACCUUCCCCCUGCAUUUCCCGGUGCCUGGGUCGGGCCCCCUGUGACAUUCCCCUGGUGUUAUCUGGUUCAGUGAUCUGCUAGGUCACUCCUAUCCUUGACUCUGGGAGCCAGCCUUACCCUGCUCUGCUGUAAGAAUCCCCAUUCCUGGGCUGUUCAUGC
Molecule: messenger RNA, 1119 nt
Organism: Mauremys reevesii (Reeves's turtle)
Lineage: Eukaryota; Metazoa; Chordata; Testudines; Geoemydidae
Product: macrophage mannose receptor 1-like
Exons: 7
Source: RefSeq, a predicted model, not a curated record